AUGGAUGGAGCUGAAACGUUGCAGACAUGUAGUGAAAACAUCACAGCUGAGUCUGAACAGAACAUCACUCUGACAUGUCGAGCUAUAAACAGCAACAACAUCACAGUGGUGGAGUGGAGAAGACUUGACCUGGGAGAUGAAUAUGUCCUUGUGUACCGGGAUGAGCAGUUUGAUCCAGAAGAGCAGCAUCCAUCUUUUGUGAACCGGGUGGAUCUGCAGGACAGACAGAUGAAGGAUGGAGACGCGUCUCUGAUUCUGAAGAAUGUGACGAUUAAUGACACUGGAACAUACGAGUGUCGUAUCUUUGUAAGAAAAACACGAUCAUGGAAGUCCAUCAGCAUCAUCAACCUUCAUGUUGAUCCUCCAGACCAUAAAACUAUCACAGCUGAGUCUGGACAGGACGUCACUCUGACAUGUCGAGCUCCAAACAAGAACAUCACAGUCACAGAGUGGAAAAGAGCUGACCUGGGAGAGGAAUACGUCCUUUUGUAUCGGCAAAAGCGCUUUGAUCCCACCAACCAGCAUCCAUCUUUUAAGAACCGGGUGGAUCUGCAGGACAGACAAAUGAAGGAUGGAGACGUGUCUCUGAUUCUGAGGGAUGUGACGAUUAAUGACACUGGAACAUACGAGUGUUGGGUCUACACAAAUCAAAAUAAUGCUCCAGAGAUGCUCAUAUGCAUCAUCACCCUGAGUGUUGUUGAUCCUCCAG
Messenger RNA from Neolamprologus brichardi, 709 nucleotides. The record is from RefSeq and is a predicted model, not a curated record. NCBI's taxonomy places the organism in Eukaryota, Metazoa, Chordata, Actinopteri, Cichliformes, Cichlidae.